Messenger RNA from Drosophila mauritiana, 470 nucleotides. Its product is annotated as CCHC-type zinc finger protein CG3800-like. Bases 54 to 317 code for a protein of 87 amino acids. The record is from RefSeq and is a predicted model, not a curated record. The transcript has 2 exons. Gene Ontology annotation, molecular function: nucleic acid binding; zinc ion binding. Lineage: Eukaryota; Metazoa; Arthropoda; Insecta; Diptera; Drosophilidae.
UCCCAGCACCAGCGUUGCGCAACCAGGCGCGCAUACAGUGUUUCUCCGAGCCGAUGCAAAUUCUGCGGGCUUUCUCGGAAGUCCGUCUGCCGAAGCACAAAACAGGGAGCAGUUCAUCAAAGCGCCUUACUGGAGGAGGUGCAGCCAAUAAGGACUUACGUUGUGCCAAUUGCAACUCCAAAGGGCACUUCGCCAGGGAGUGUCUCAAGCCAAAGAGGGAGCCCGGAUCCUGCUAUGCCUGUGGGGCAUUUGGACACUUCGUCGGACAAUGCCCGGAGCGCAAGAGCGCCAAUAUCAACAAUUAUAAUGCCUCAUAGACACAGGGAGUCCAAUAUCAUUUACAAAGUUAAGCAAUGUAUCCAAGGAAAUUAAUUUAGAAUCCGCUUCAGAAACCUAUUUCGGGCUGAAUAAAAGCCAACUGACAAUACAUGGAAAAAUCUUAUGUUACAUUAUAAAAGAAAAAGUUAAAU